Phytophthora nicotianae INRA-310 is the source of this 1149-nucleotide messenger RNA. RefSeq lists its product as hypothetical. Bases 1 to 1149 code for a protein of 382 amino acids. The transcript has 8 exons. Gene Ontology annotation, biological process: mitochondrial respiratory chain complex I assembly. Gene Ontology annotation, cellular component: mitochondrion. Gene Ontology annotation, molecular function: S-adenosylmethionine-dependent methyltransferase activity. NCBI's taxonomy places the organism in Eukaryota, Oomycota, Peronosporomycetes, Peronosporales, Peronosporaceae. The record is from RefSeq and is a predicted model, not a curated record.
AUGCAUGCUACCGAUGCUGAUCGACCCGUUCUAAUCUUGAAUAAAACAUUUAUCUUCGUCUUAAUCGACUGUAGUCUUGCAGUGCGAGCAUUUCUAGUUGCUCAUGCGCACCAAAACGUGAUUGGUCAAUUUCUUCUCGUUUAUGAAGCAAUUCCUAUUGCUGGUCACCUCGGACAACGAGAGCCGCACACCGCCAUGAAUCGUUUGGCUACUCUAGCGCAGCGCGCGGUGGCGAGGCGCUCGUUCUCUACAGCGCCAAUCUUUAACCGGGGAGUCAAGAGACAGCAGCGCAACAACAUUGCGCUCUUGGAGAACAGCGACGAGUACGAAUACCUCAAAGACGAGGUCGCCCGUCGCCUUAUCGACCGGCUGGAGGAUAUCGAGCGCGAGUUCACGUUGGCGCUGGAUCUGGGAUGUGGCAGUGGGCAUCUGUACAAGAACUUGAGCGUCGAUGACGGUCUGGGCGGCGUCAAAAAGCUCAUCCAAUGCGACUCUGCUGAAAAACUGCUUCUUCGUGACGACCUGGAGACGAAAACUACCUUGGAGACGUUACGCUUGGCGGUGGACGAGGAGUUCCUGCCGUUCCCGAAGCAGCACUUCGACUUGGUAAUGAGCUCUCUGUCCUUGCAUUGGGUCAACGACCUCGAGAGCACAUUUCGACAGGUGCUGGAUACGCUAAAGCCUGACGGCGCGUUCAUCGGCGCUGUUCUGGGAGGAGACUCGCUUCAGGAGCUACGGAGCGCCUUUAUACUCGGCGACCAAGAGCGUCAGGGCGGCAUCUCGCCGCAUAUUUCUCCAUUCAUGAACGUCGCGGACGCCGGCAACCUCCUGUCCGCCACCGGAUUCAACUUGUGCACAGUCGACACGGACUACAUCCAGGUCGACUACCCAAACGCCUUCGUGCUCAUGGAACAUUUGCGUGGCAUGGGUGAAAACCACGCCGUGAACUCGCGAGGAGCGCCGGCUACGCGCGACUCUUUACUGGCCGCUGCCUCCAUUUACCAGUCCAUGUUCGGCCAGCCGGACGGCACGGUGCCCGCCACAUUCCAGGUCAUCUACCUUAUUGGCUGGUCGCCGCACGAGUCGCAACAGAAGCCUCUGCGUCGCGGCUCAGCUCAGCACUCACUCAAGGAACUCGGCCAUGAUUAA